Molecule: messenger RNA, 810 nt
Organism: Puccinia triticina
Lineage: Eukaryota; Fungi; Basidiomycota; Pucciniomycetes; Pucciniales; Pucciniaceae
Exons: 4
Coding region: 1-810 (269 amino acids)
Molecular function (GO): FMN binding
Source: RefSeq, a predicted model, not a curated record
AUGUCGCGAUGGAAAAGAUUGUUGAAGGAUUCGUUGUCAAGAAGCAUGAAGGAAGAUAAGGAUUCGAUCAGUUAUUGUCUGAGUACAGUAUCACGGAUCAACAGCGGCGCCGAUAGUUCUUCGAACAGUUACGAAUACCGUGCCGAAUCCCGAACGGUCGUCCAUCGCGGCUUCGUUAAUGAGCGACGCCAACACGACGAUCGGCAGGGCGGGCCGUCGGUAGAGGGUCAUCAAGACAAUUCCAACGAGAGCCUCUUGGUCUGCACCGAUGUCCGAAGCCCAAAGGUCGAUCAAUUAUUACCCCUCAACCAGACCUCUGACGCUGCCCCCUCUCCUCAAUCUGGCACUCUCGCUUCCAUCUGUUGGUGGUUCUCGCCAACCGGAGAACAAUAUAGAAUCCAAGCUCGAGCAUACGUAGUUUCGGCGGGGAGUGAGAGAGGAAGAGUGGCGGGGUUGACGGCUGAGCAAGCGAAACGUUUGGGGCCCCGCGACGGAGCGAAUUUCGAGUGGGAAGCGGAGCGGGUGCGGGUGUAUGAGAAGCUAUCGUGGGAGCUGAAAGCCUCGUUCCUGGGUCGGAGUGUGCCGGGUAGUAGGCUAGUUGCGGACGACUCUGAGAAACGUGCCGAUCUCGAGAAGAGGCUCGAGUCGGGCGACCAAGAGCUCCGGGCAGCCGCCCUGAAAAACUUCGCGUUGAUUGUUUUGGAGCCUAUCUCGGUCGACCUUGUCCAAUUGAAGACUAAACCCCACCACAGGUUUUCAUGGAAGAAGACUGCCUCUGGCGACUGGGAAGAAAACGAGCUUGUUCCAUAA